Molecule: messenger RNA, 2074 nt
Organism: Chinchilla lanigera (long-tailed chinchilla)
Lineage: Eukaryota; Metazoa; Chordata; Mammalia; Rodentia; Chinchillidae
Gene: Bora
Product: bora, aurora kinase A activator
Exons: 12
Coding region: 104-1696 (530 amino acids)
Biological process (GO): activation of protein kinase activity; regulation of mitotic spindle organization; regulation of mitotic nuclear division
Cellular component (GO): nucleus; cytoplasm
Molecular function (GO): protein kinase binding
Source: RefSeq, a predicted model, not a curated record
AGUCUGGCCCGGUGGUGGGAGCUGGCAGAGCCCCCGGGGAGCGCCCCGGAUUCGAAGCUGAGGGCCUCCUUUAAACACACACCUGUAGUUUGUUUUCUGUGCUAUGGGAGAUAUCAAAGAAUUAAAAAUGCAGAUAACACCGGAAACUCCAGGAAGGAUCCCUGUUUUAAAUCCUUUUGAGAGCCCAAGUGAUUAUUCUAAUCUCCAUGAGCAAACUGUUGCUAGUCCUUCUGUUUUUAAAUCUGUAAAAUUGCCAACUCCAGGAGAAUUCAGAUGGUCUAUUGAUCAACUAGCUGUAAUAAAUCCUGUAGAAAUAGACCCAGAAGAGAUUCAUCGGCAAGCCUCCUACUUAAGUCAUUCUCGAAUAGAUAAAGAUGUGGAAGACAAAAGACAAAAAGCCAUUGAAGAGUUUUUCACUAAAGAUGUCAUCGUGCCCUCUCCUUGGACUGAUCAUGAAGGGAAACAACUUUCAGAGUAUCAUCCCAAUAACUGUAUUAACAUAAAUAGUGCCUCUCCAGCUGAGAAAAAACUGACCAUUCAUCCUGGAAAAAGCAAUGCUGCUUGUCAGACAUUGCUGUCUCUUCCUGUGGAUUUUAAUUUAGAAAAUAUAUUAGGUGACUACUUUAGAGCUGAUGAGUUUGCCGAUCAGUCUCCUGGAAACCUCAGUUCUUCAUCGCUCAGAAGAAAGCUCUUUUUAGAUGGGAACGGAAGUAUCUCUGAGUCCUUACCGUCGACUUCACCCCGAAGUCCUCAUAGCAGCGCCCAAGCAUCACUUGAGGUGUUUUAUUCAAUAGAUUUAUCUCCUGUGCGGUGUCGGAGCCCUCUGCAGACACCAGGCUCGGGGCAGUUUUCUUCCAGUCCUAUUCAAGGUAGUGCAAAAAAGUACAGUUUGGGGAGCAUGACGAGUCCUUCAGCUAUUUCUUCACCCACUUUCUCACCAGUAGCACUUCAAAUAGGAAAGACACCUCUCUCAGAACAAAGGAAGUUUACUUUGCCUUCUCCCAGCGCCUCAUCUGGAAUAAAUUCUAAUGGAAUUACUAACCCGUGUAUCAGAAGCCCGUAUAUAGAUGGCUGUUCACCAAUUAAAAAUUGGUCUCCUAUGAGUCUGGAGAUGUGCAGAGGUGGUCCUCCAUAUCGGGCCUCGCUGAUCCGAAUUCCUUUUGCUCUGGAGACGCACAGUGAAGAUGAGGAAGAGAAAGAGAAUGUUCCUGCCCUGGAUGUCCCAAGCUCGGUCAGGGAUGCCGUGGAAGGACCCCUGCGGCAGCUGAUGGGCGAUGCUUCUACCCCCGGCCCGCGCUUCGUGGUGGCAGCCGUGUCUGUUACACAGCGUCCGCCCGGCGCUUCUGGGAAAGAACUAGCCCUGCAGGAUGUUGAGAGCGAGAAGAAUGACACUGUGGACAUGGUUGACCCUGUAGAGACAGCAGAUGAGAACACUUGGAGUAAGGAGCCCGCUGACGAUGGGAGUUUGCCUGUGCCCGAUUUUGUCAGUGGAAUUGGCUUUAGCAUUGAAAACUCGCAAAUGUGCAUGUCGCCUCUGGCCGAAAGCAGUGUGCUUCCUUGUGAGAGCAGUAACAUGCAGAUGGAUAGUGGCUACAAUACACAGACUGGUGGAAGCCAUAUUAUGGAUACUGCUGUCAUAGAAAGUUACUGCAAAGAAAGUGAUGCGCAAAUCUUGGAAGUGGAGACCAAAUUUUAAGUUUGUAAUACGAAGCUGAAACCCAGGCAUUUUCUUUUUCCUACAGUAACCGCUGAAGAAGUAUUAAUGAAAACUGAACACAGAGGUAUUAGAUGAAAACAUCACGUCUGUCUUAGUGCAGUCGCCCGCAGAAUACCUCUGUCCGAAGCGAAGACCACUGCUGAAGCUCCUUGCGUAUUCUUUUUUUUUUUUUUGCAAAGGAGCAAUAAUGUGAUGGUGACUGGGGAAGAAACUGCUUCAAGUAACAUUCUUAACUUCUUUCCCUCCUUAAUGUGAAAAAGCAAGGGCUUAGUGACGUAGAAACAACCAAAAAGCUCCUAUAACGUGAAAUUGCUCAAAUAUAGUUCUACUUUUUAUCAAUAAAUAUUUUUGUACGUA